Dipodomys ordii (Ord's kangaroo rat) is the source of this 2979-nucleotide messenger RNA. It is a transcript of the gene Slitrk3, whose product is annotated as SLIT and NTRK-like family, member 3. The coding region runs from base 1 to 2979 and encodes 992 amino acids. Gene Ontology annotation, biological process: positive regulation of synapse assembly; axonogenesis; regulation of presynapse assembly. The record is from RefSeq and is a predicted model, not a curated record. Gene Ontology annotation, cellular component: GABA-ergic synapse; postsynaptic density membrane. The transcript is spliced from 2 exons. NCBI's taxonomy places the organism in Eukaryota, Metazoa, Chordata, Mammalia, Rodentia, Heteromyidae. Gene Ontology annotation, molecular function: protein binding.
AUGCGGCUGUCCAUAGCCCGGGUGCUGUACGGACGGAGGAUGCUGUGGCUCAUUCUGCUGAGCACAAUCGCUCUAGCGUGGACUACCCCCAUCCCCCUCAUAGAGGACUCGGAGGAGAUAGACGAACCUUGCUUCGAUCCUUGCUACUGCGAAGUCAAAGAGAGCCUCUUCCAUAUACAUUGUGACAGUAAAGGAUUUACAAAUAUUAGUCAGAUUACCGAGUUCUGGUCCAGACCUUUCAAGCUCUACCUGCAGAGGAACUCCAUGAGGAAACUGUACACCAACAGUUUUCUUCAUCUCAAUAAUGCUGUGUCCAUUAACCUGGGCAACAACGCCUUGCAGGAUAUCCAAACGGGAGCGUUCAACGGCCUGAGGAUCUUAAAACGGCUCUACCUGCACGAGAACAAGUUAGAUGUUUUCAGGAAUGACACCUUCCUGGGCUUGGAAAGUUUGGAAUAUCUGCAGGCCGAUUACAAUGUCAUCAAGCGCAUCGAGAGCGGGGCCUUUCGGAACCUAAGUAAGUUGAGGGUUCUCAUUCUCAACGAUAAUCUCAUCCCCAUGCUCCCCACCAAUUUAUUUAAGGCUGUCUCGCUGACCCACUUGGACCUGCGUGGAAAUCGGCUCAAGGUCCUCUUCUACCGAGGCAUGCUGGAUCACAUCGGCAGAAACCUCAUGGAGCUCCAGCUGGAGGAGAAUCCAUGGAACUGCACGUGUGACAUCGUGCAGCUCAAAAGCUGGCUAGAGCGCAUCCCUUACACGGCCCUGGUGGGGGACAUCACCUGCGAGACCCCCUUCCACUUCCACGGCAAGGACCUGCGUGAGAUCAGGAAGACGGAGCUCUGCCCCUUGCUGUCUGACUCGGAGGUCGAGGCCAGCCUGGGCAUCCCGCACCUGUCCUCCAACAAGGAGAACAUGUGGCCCACCAAGCCGUCCUCCAUGCUGUCCUCAGUCCACUUCACGGCUUCUUCCGUCGAAUACAAGUCUUCGAAUAAGCAGCCGAAGCCCACCAAGCAGCCUCGGACGCCCCGGCCCCCCUCCACGUCCCAGGCCUUGUACCCCGGUCCCAACCAACCUCCCAUCGCUCCUUACCAGACCCGGCCGCCCAUCCCGAUCAUCUGUCCCACCGGGUGCACCUGUAACUUGCACAUCAACGAUCUGGGCUUGACGGUCAACUGCAAGGAACGCGGGUUCAAUAACAUUUCCGAGCUCCUCCCGAGGCCCCUGAAUGCCAAGAAACUCUACCUGAGCAGCAACCUGAUCCAGAAGAUCUACCGCUCGGACUUCUGGAACUUCUCCUCCCUGGAUCUCUUACACCUGGGCAACAACCGGAUUUCCUACGUCCAAGAUGGCGCCUUCCUCAACCUGCCCAACCUGCGGAGCCUCUUCCUGAACGGCAACGACCUGGAGAAGCUGACGCCGGGCAUGUUCCGGGGCCUGCAGAGCCUGCACUACCUGUACUUCGAGUUCAACGUGAUCCGCGAGAUCCAACCGGCCGCCUUCAGCCUCAUGCCCAACCUGCAGCUGCUCUUCCUCAACAACAACCUGCUGCGGACGCUGCCCACCGACGCCUUCGCGGGUACCUCGCUGGCCCGCCUCAACCUGCGCAAGAACUACUUCCUGCACCUGCCGGUGGCCGGCGUGCUGGAGCACCUCAACGCCAUCGUGCAGAUCGACCUCAACGAGAACCCGUGGGACUGCACGUGCGACCUGGUCCCGUUCAAGCAGUGGAUCGACACCAUCAGCUCCGUCAGCGUGGUGGGCGACGUCCUGUGCCGCACCCCGGACAACCUCACCCAGCGCGACGUGCGCACCAUCGACCUGGACGUGCUGUGCCCGGAGCUGCUGCGCACCAUCCCGGCCGCCGGGGGCGCUGCCUCGCCCGGGGCGGGAGGAGGAGGAGGCCUGCCUGGGGGACCUCCGCUGCUCGGUGGGGGUCCCACCCGAGGGUCCCCCCCUUACGAGUUCGCGCCCCCGGGGGGCCCCGUGCCCCUCUCCGUGCUCAUCCUCAGCCUCCUGGUCCUCUUCUUCUCCGCCGUCUUCGUGGCCGCCGGCCUCUUCGCCUACGUGCUCCGGCGCCGUCGGAAGAAGCUGCCCUUCCGUAGCAAGCGGCCCGAGGGCGUGGACCUGACGGGCAUCCAGAUGCAGUGUCAUCGGCUGUUCGAGGACGGAGGCGGCGGGGGCGGCGGGGGGGGGCUGGGAGGGCGGGCGGCCCUCGCCUCCCCCGACAAGGCGCCCCCUCCCGUGGGCCACGUGUAUGAGUACAUCCCGCACCCCGUCACGCAGAUGUGCAACAACCCCAUCUACAAGCCCCGGGAGGAGGAGGAGGAGCAGGCAGCAGCGGCGGCAGUGGUGGCUGCGCCCAUUGGGGCGGACCCCCCAGGGGGUGCAGACAGAGGGGGACCCGGCCCCCCGGGACCCCCGGGCCUGGGCGAUGCACAGUUCUCCGAAGCCACCAAGGAGAACGCCAGCAGCUACCGGACCUUGCUGGAGAAGGAGCAGGAGUGGGCGCUGGCCGUGUCCAGCUCCCAGCUCAACACCAUCGUCACCGUGGCGCAUGCGCACCACCGCCCGGCUGCCAUGGUGGUCGGGGGCGUGGCCGGGGGCGUGGCCAGCCCCGGGGGGGACUUGGCUGGAUUCCGCCACCAUGAGAAGAACGGCGGGGUGGUGCUGUUCCCCCCCGGGGGCAGCGGGGUGCUGCUGGACCGGGACCGGCCGCAGGCCGCCCCGUGCACCGUGGGCUUCGUGGACUGUCUCUAUGGCACCGUGCCCAAGUUGAAGGAGCUCCAUGUGCACCCGCCCGGCAUGCAGUACCCCGACCUGCAGCACGACGCCAGGCUCAAAGAGACCCUCCUCUUCUCAGCCGGAAAGGGGUUCACAGACCAUCAGACCCCCAAAAGCGAUUACCUCGAGUUAAGGGCCAAACUUCAAACCAAGCCGGAUUACCUCGAAGUCCUGGAAAAGACAACCUACAGGUUCUGA